This is a messenger RNA of Myzus persicae (green peach aphid), 1527 nucleotides long. Its product is annotated as putative serine protease K12H4.7. Gene Ontology annotation, biological process: proteolysis. NCBI's taxonomy places the organism in Eukaryota, Metazoa, Arthropoda, Insecta, Hemiptera, Aphididae. The transcript has 6 exons. The record is from RefSeq and is a predicted model, not a curated record. Bases 193 to 1161 code for a protein of 322 amino acids. Gene Ontology annotation, molecular function: dipeptidyl-peptidase activity; serine-type exopeptidase activity.
UAAUUAUGCAAGUAUUGAGUACCUCUUUAGCCUCGAUAAAAUGCUUUAAAACACAGGUAAAAAAGCAUAGUAUAAAUAGUCGAGUAGUUGGAUUUAAAUUUUAAGUCAUUUUAGUAGGUUGUGCAAACCAGUUAACAAAUUGAUACCCCGAAUUCGUAUUAAUAUAAAUAAUUAGCAAAUUUAAUUUGAAAAAUGAACUUAAUAUUUUGCGUAUUUUGGUGUUGCCUCUUUUUGAGUUCAUCAGCUCAAAAUAUUGAUUUCAACAACAAUUUAUCAUCAUCAUUAUCAUUUUUUCCAACUACCAAUUUCAAGAACAUCGUCGAAACCCGAUGGUUUGUACAGGAUCUGGAUCAUUUUAACAAUACUGAUAAUAGAACGUGGAUGCAGAGGUAUCAUGUGAAUAUGAAGUACUAUAAGGAGGAUGGUCCAGUAUUUUUGUUGGUAGGAGGAAGAGAAGAAAUUUCUGAGAGUUGGAUGCUUUCCGGAGCAUGGAUUGAAUACGCUCAAAUUUUUAAUGCCGCAUGUUUUCAAUUGGAACACCGGUAUUAUGGAAUGAGCCAUCCCACUGAUAAUUUAAACACUACAAAUUUAUCGUAUCUGACCGUUGAACAAGCAUUAGCUGAUAUGGGAACAUUUAUAAGUACCAUGAUGAUUGAAAACAAAAUACUACUGGAUCGUGCUAAAUGGGUAGGAUUUGGUUCAUCGUAUUCAGGAACUUUAGUUACCUGGUUUAGAGUAAAAUAUCCACAUCUCUUACACGCAGCAGUUGCAUCAAGUAGUCCUCUACAGGCGAAAAUAAAUUUUGAAGAAUAUUUUACGACUGUUCAAGACAAAUUAUUAAAUUAUAAUAAAAAAUGUGAACCAAGUAUUAGACAGGCAAAUAAUAUGAUUAGCGAUCAACUAAAAACCAACUAUGGAGCAAAAUCCAUCCAAAUCAAAUUCAAUACAUGCUGUCGUCAUCUAACUAAUUCUACAAAAAAUAUAGAACAAUUGUUUAGAGACCUAUCUAGAUUCAUUGGACUAAUUGUACAAUAUAACGAAGACGACAAUCAUUAUGCUAAAACAUCUAAUGAAUCAACAUUAACAUUGGCAUCAUUAUGUGAUACAAUGUUAAACGAAAACUUAGGAAGUACAGUAAGUAUUACAGUAUUUAAUGAAUGAGCAAUUUAGUUUAAAAUAUCCAAUAAGAUGCCUAAAGUAGGUGGUUAGUACCUAUAAUGUCCUAAUAAGUAUAUUUUUAAUUAUGAAUAGAGCGUAUAAAUAAACAGCUAUUUACGUACGUGCCUACCUACGCAUUAUUUUUAAUUUUAUUGUCCAUUGUCUAAUGAUGUACCAUAUUAAAUUACUAUUACUUAUUAAUAUCCAAUUUAUACUUCCAUAAAUUAUUUGCAAUUUUGUUCUUCAAACGCUCAUUCAAAUAAUAAUAUUUAUGAGUAUGUAAUCAUUUCUGCUAUAAGAAUAAGGUUUGAGCACUUAAUAUUACUUUUUCAAGCUUUUUAACAAAGAAAAAACCAUUUCAUCAACACA